AUGAGUUGUUUAUCUGCUGCUCGCCUUCGCUUUAAAAGAAAAUUUGAUGAUGUCUUGUGCAUUGAACUAUUAGUAAGUUUAGUGGCCAAGGUAAUAGGAGCUAAUCGAAUAAGAUUUUCUUUCAGAAAAUUGAACAUGCUUUACAUUACUACCUGGCAGAAGCAUGAAAACGGCUCUAUCGAGACAUCAUCUAAUCCCGUUUCAUUACCCUUUGGAGCAGCUGUUAUGAAAAACUGCCUAACGGCUUGUGAAAACGACCAAACUAAGAAACAAAAAAAGCUUUCACUGAUAUUGUUGGAGAGAUCAGCCGGGCGAAAUCAUAAAUGGAUACACUUUGUACAUGAGUGGCGGCGGUUUCAGAGCAUUGAAUUAUUUAUCCAUGACAAUGUUUUCACAUACUACAUUAACAUUGCAAGAAGAAGAGAGCGAAUAGAAAACAAGCUCCAAGAGAAGAAAUUUGAAAUAUACUAUCCCGAUCAUCAGUGGAUACAGCAUUACCGGGAAGCAAUUAUCUCAAUUGCAAAUCGUGACCUUGACAAACUUGUCGAUGAGUUGAGAGUAUUCUAUAGUUCAAAGCGUCGAACAAGAAUGAUUCCUGUCAUAUGCUUUCUGAUAUUUGCUAUUCUUAAAAAUUAUAAAAGUGAAACGAGUUCCAAGAAGGCGAUGUACGACAAGAUUCAUCGGACCAUACCAAGACCCUCUUCUAGAAGGCGCGAAAGCCUUCGCGCGAGAUUAACAACAGUGGAAUACAAUACCAUUUUAGAAAUCAUUAAAGGUGCCAUAACCCUCGAUCUUAUGCCUGAGCUUCCUUCGCAUUUACAUAGACUCGUACCAUCUGCUGUUCAUCUCGCUAAUUUAACCACGCAUUAUCCAAAAGACACUCAUACUUUCAUUGCUUUCGAAAUGCCAUUAGCAGGGGGUCUCUCUACAUUGGCCUAUCGUCAAGGGGAAGAUGCGCCUGAUCCUUCGUUUCACGCAAGAGAAAAUAUGAUUGGCAAGGAAGUUGUAGAUGUAUGUAAAUAUGUCGGUAGAUUGAUGGAAAUGAUUUUCUCAAUCUUCCCUUGGACCCAAGUUAAGCGAUUCGUGGGUGAUGAAGUACAGAGGCUAAACAAACCAAAGCUUUUCUCUAUUAAAAUCGUCCGCCACAACAAUUGA
Molecule: messenger RNA, 1155 nt
Organism: Mycotypha africana
Lineage: Eukaryota; Fungi; Mucoromycota; Mucoromycetes; Mucorales; Mycotyphaceae
Exons: 5
Coding region: 1-1155 (384 amino acids)
Source: RefSeq, a predicted model, not a curated record